ACCCAUGGAGUUUUUAGAGGAAUUCAAGAUGUGCGGCGAAUGUCUGGAGUGGCUCCAACAAUUGUUAGAUCAGCAAGUGACACAAAUGAAAAGCGACCUUUUAUGUGCGUGUAUCCUGGCUGUAACAAGCGAUAUUUUAAACUGUCCCAUUUGCAGAUGCACGGUAGAAAACACACUGGAGAAAAGCCGUAUCAGUGUGACUUUAAGGACUGUGAACGAAGAUUCUCUCGUUCAGAUCAACUCAAAAGGCAUCAAAGGCGACAUACAGGUGUGAAACCUUUCCAGUGUAAAACCUGUCAGAGAAAGUUCUCCAGAUCUGAUCAUCUGAAGACUCACACCAGGACUCAUACAGGUGAAAAACCUUUCAGCUGUCGGUGGCCCAGCUGUCAAAAGAAAUUUGCUCGUUCUGAUGAAUUGGUCCGUCAUCAUAAUAUGCACAACAGGAACAUGACUAAACUUCAACUUACCCUUUAG
Molecule: messenger RNA, 474 nt
Organism: Protobothrops mucrosquamatus (brown spotted pit viper)
Lineage: Eukaryota; Metazoa; Chordata; Lepidosauria; Squamata; Viperidae
Gene: WT1
Product: WT1 transcription factor
Exons: 5
Biological process (GO): regulation of transcription by RNA polymerase II
Cellular component (GO): nucleus
Molecular function (GO): RNA polymerase II cis-regulatory region sequence-specific DNA binding; DNA-binding transcription factor activity, RNA polymerase II-specific
Source: RefSeq, a predicted model, not a curated record